AUGGUAUGUUUUGCUGAGAUUACUCAGCUUCCUGAUGGUAACUCUUCCUCUGAGGAAGAUGACCAGGAUGAAGCCAACAAUGAAGGUGGUUUUUCUGUAAAUGAUGGAGGAGAUUUUUCGAACAGAGACGAAGGUAUGGUUGACACUGGAGUAGCUAACAUUUCAGUUGGUGGACCUACACCUUCCCAUCAGGAUGAAGGAGCACGUGAUGGUGGUGAGUCUGUCCUUGUUGGUACACAGUCAGGGACCGAGGAAAAAGCUAGUGCUGACACAGAGAUGGAAGAAAUUCCAUCUCAUGUACCUUCAACCUCUGUACAGGAUAAAGGACCAAUUGAUGGUGGUGAGCCUGUCGUAGUUGGUACACAGCGAGGGACAGAUGAAAAACCAACUGCUGACACAGAGAUGGUAGAAAAUCCAUCAGGUUUACCUGCAACAUCUGGACAGGGAGAAGAACAUGGUGCCGGUCUUGAGAGUGAAGCAAAUGUUGGGGAGCAACCAGAAAUUUCUGAGGAUAAUGAUAGAGAUACAUCUUCUCAGGCUGAACACACCGAGGAACCCGGUGUAAGUGUACGUACAUUUGUCUUUCUUAUUUCCCGUGUACGUAUAAGUAAUGAUUGUUUCAGACAUCACAAAAUAGAGUAUAUAGCCGAUGAAGUUGAUAACUACUGCCACAGGUUGAUGCGGGAGAUGUACCCAAUGUAGUUGCAGAGAGUAAAGUGGAUGACUCAGUACUUGAGGGCACCCUAGGGGAUCCCCCUUCACCAUUUGCAG
Molecule: messenger RNA, 771 nt
Organism: Arabidopsis lyrata subsp. lyrata
Lineage: Eukaryota; Viridiplantae; Streptophyta; Magnoliopsida; Brassicales; Brassicaceae
Exons: 6
Coding region: 1-702 (233 amino acids)
Source: RefSeq, a predicted model, not a curated record